AUGUGGUUUUACCUUUUAUUAACUAUAGCUCUUGGAGAUGACUGUGAUGGGCAACUUCAAUCUCCAAUCGAUGUUCGAUCUCCCUUCUCAUAUUACGAUCCAGAAAUUGAUUUUUACUUUUUACUUCCCCCCCCUCCGUGAGUGAACAAAACCAUUAGAAAAAUCGCUAUUUUUUGCCCAAAAACCCACCCUUUGUGAACAAAAAUUUUUUUAAUAGAAAAAUUUUUAAUGGAAAAAAUUUUUGAUAUAUAAGUGAUAAUUAGUAUAAUGAAAUCUAGAGCUAAUUCUGUUUAAUUUUAAACAAAUUGCGUUUUUAAAACAUAAAUUUUAUAAAUUAAAUUAAUAUUUGCUUCCCAAUUUUUGCAAAUUAGGAUUUUUUUAAAUUUCGAAAAAAAAAAUUUAAACAAAAUUUUUUGUUCACUCACGGAGGGGGGGGAGUUAGGAUCUCAAGACGGUGCAAUUUUAUACCACGAUGGAAGCACUCUCAGAAUCGAUGGAGAUUUUGGAGGAUUCUUAUGGGCAAACUCCUACUUCUGGUCAACUGGGAUUAUUUUCAGAAGUCCUAGUGAGCAUCAAGUAGAAGGUUCUUACAUGCCUAUGGAAAUGCAAAUCUUUUUCCGAGAUCAAUACAACUAUCAAUCAGUUAUCUCCGCAUUUUUCACAAAUUCCUCCCAAAGCAAUUUUUUAAACGAAAUCGGGUUUGGAAACCCUCAACUUAGAGACGCAGAAGCAGGAUCUUUAUUCAAAAUUUCAAGCCCAGUAGAUGUUGGGUCUUUCCUUGGCGAUAUCGAUACAUACCUGUACUACGAAGGAAGCACGACUCUAAGUCCUUGUGUUCCUAACGUGACCUGGAUAGUUCUUACAGACACAUAUAAAGUCUCACAAGAGCAAUUAGGGAAUUUUCCAACCAGUUUGAGAGGACAAAAUAGAGAAAUUCAAGCUACUGAAGGAAGGACAAUUUUUUCGAAUUUUGAAGAUAUUGAGACUGCAAGUGGAGAGUCUGGGAGCUCAAGUGGGGAUGAUGAUACAGUUACUGAAGAUAUCAGCAGCGGAGAAGGGUAUAAAGAUGUGAAUGACGACUUUAUUGUGGAAAAUGAAUCGUAUAAAGAAGAUUUCCCAGAAGUGGAUAGCAUAUAUACAUCUUAA
Molecule: messenger RNA, 1146 nt
Organism: Blepharisma stoltei
Lineage: Eukaryota; Ciliophora; Heterotrichea; Heterotrichida; Blepharismidae
Source: the annotation of a GenBank genome assembly